Messenger RNA from Varanus komodoensis (Komodo dragon), 1990 nucleotides. Its product is annotated as sulfotransferase 6B1-like. Gene Ontology annotation, cellular component: cytoplasm. The transcript is spliced from 7 exons. Bases 136 to 1074 code for a protein of 312 amino acids. Gene Ontology annotation, biological process: sulfation. Gene Ontology annotation, molecular function: sulfotransferase activity. Lineage: Eukaryota; Metazoa; Chordata; Lepidosauria; Squamata; Varanidae. The record is from RefSeq and is a predicted model, not a curated record.
CAAGGUUCCCUUGAUGUCUACAAACUACUCACACAGAGUUAAUCAGUAACAAGUUCUGACCACUGAGACCAUUAUAGCUUUGCUUUUCUCAGGAAGCCAGUCUAGAUUCCAGAUUUCCCACACACACUUGGAAUCAUGGCUAAGAAAGGAGUAGUCGAGCUUAUGGACGCAGCAGUGAGAGAAAUGGAAGAAACUCCUCCUGCAGAGCCACUACUUUUGCACGACGGGGUGCUAUAUCCCGCUGUAGUCUGCCGUACAGAAACACUGAAUCUUCUUGACACUUUUAAAGCUCGGAGUGAUGAUGUGGUAUUAGUGGGAUAUCCCAAAACUGGUACUAAUUGGGUUGGCCAGAUUUUAAUUGAGUUGGAAGAUGCCUCUGGAAAGUAUGAUGAAGAAGAAAGAAAGCGAAGGCAGCAAAAUGAACAAGAAUUACGACUAUUUCCAGUUGAAUUUGGAGAUCCGGAGAAAUUUGAGAGGAUGGAGAAAUUACCUUCCAGAAGAAUUCUAAAAACUCAUCUCAAACUGCAAAAGAUUCCCAAAUCAAUCUUUGAAAAAAAGGCAAAAAUACUGGUUCUGUUUCGUAAUCCAAAGGAUGUGGCUGUAUCUUACUUCCAUUUCGCUAAAGGCAUGAAGCUGAUUCCCAGCGAGGAAACCUGGGACAAGUUUGUUGCAGAUUUUAUCAGUGGAAAAGUGUCUUAUGGCUUAUAUCUUGACCAUAUUAUUGAAUGGAACAAGUAUCUGGAUGACAAAAAUGUCAUGUUUAUUACCUAUGAGGAACUACAAGAGAACACAGCAUUAGGACUGAAAAGAAUAGCUGAAUUCUUUGAUUUUUCUGUUACUGAGCAAGAUAUUCAAUCCAUUGUGGAAAAAUCCAGUUUCAAAGCCAUGAAAGAGAAAUUCUCACAAACUCAUGGAGAAAUGGGCAAGACUCUUUUCCGUAAAGGCAUAGUAGGUGACUGGAAGAAUGUUUUUACUGAAGCCCAGAGUAAAGAAAUGGAUAAAAAAUAUGAGGAGGAUAUGGCAAAAAUUGAACUUGGAAGGAUGCUGAAGUAUGAAGUUUACUGCAAGAACUGAAGAUGGCAACAAUGUUACAAAUCUCACAUGUUUUGGUUUUGUGCAUAUGGGGAAAACAUCUAUGAGAUAGUUUUGUAGGGUGGAAUUCUAGUAUGUCAUGCCUGCUCUGCCUAUGUUAUUUCCACUGUUGAUCUAAUUUGCAUUCCAGUAUUUAUACAUAGGGUGAAAUUAAUUACUAGAUAUAACAUUUUGUGGUUGUAAAAAAAUUGAAAUGUUUUAAUUAUUUCAACACAGAUUUUGAAAUUUGGUUUAAGGGUUGUUUCUUUGGAGUUUUAAAUACCACUGUUAGGAUAAGCUGAAGUUCUGAUACAGAUUUGGAACUGAAAUACAUCACAUUUUCGCAGAAAACUAAAUCAACAGACAGAUUGCAAAUCCUGAAUGGCAUAUGCAUUUUGCUUGGGAAAUAAGGGCAACUACUGAAUUUUAUAUUUUUAGAAAUGGGGGAAUGUCUCUCUCUGUCUCAAAGGCAUUCAGUUCAAUCUGGAAUCUGUGUAAGCAGCUAGCGAAAUUGUCUUUAGCUGUAUGUGCAAUCUUUUCUCAUACUCCUUUUUAAAGACUUUAGUGCUUAACAUUGAGCUUGCUCUCUCUCUUCCUCCCACAUACAUUUUCCGUAAAACCACCCUAAUGAACAGAAGUAGAGGACCCAAUAUUUAGGUUGAUCUGAAUAAAACUGCAUAAAGGCAGGUGUUUAUGCUAGUAUAGUCACUACAUAUAUGUAAAGUGUUUAUGUAAUAUAGACACCUAUUGAGGUAAAAGCAGAAUGGAUCCCAUAGUCCUGUGGCCAUGGCAUCUAGAUAGCCCUCCAGAUGUUUUGGUCUACAACUCCCUCACCAUUGCCUAUGCUGGCCAGUGCUGUUGGGAGCUGGAGGCUGAAACAUCUGGAAGACCACAAGUUGCCCAUCUUGCAACUUGAGAA